AUGUCAGGACCCAGGCCAGUAGUUCUGAGUGGCCCAUCCGGGGCUGGGAAAAGCACUCUGCUCAAGAGGCUGAUGAAAGAAUAUGAGGGCGUCUUUGGGUUCAGUGUCUCCCAUACAACUAGGAAUCCUCGUCCCGGAGAAGAGAACGGCAAAGAUUACCACUUCGUCACCAGAGAGAAGAUGCAGGAGGCCAUCGACAACAGGGAGUUUAUUGAAAACGCAGAGUUCUCUGGAAACAUGUACGGCACCAGCAAGUCGUCUAUAGAGGACGUUCAGGCCCAGAACCUGAUCUGCAUCCUGGACGUCGACAUUCAAGGAGUGAAAAACAUCAAGCAGACUGACCUGAACCCCAUCUACAUAUCCAUCCAGCCUCCGUCCAUGGAGAUACUGGAGCAGCGCCUCAGAGACAGAAAGACGGAAACGGAGGAAAGCUUACAGAAACGUCUGGAGGCAGCCCGAAUCGACAUGGAGCUCAGUAAGGAACCAGGCGUUUUUGACCUGGUCAUCAUUAACAAUGAUCUGGAUGAAGCCUAUGAGAAGCUUAAAAAUGUUCUUAUUGAGGAAAUUCAGAAGGUUCAGGAUGCCAAAAAGUAA
Messenger RNA from Colossoma macropomum (tambaqui), 594 nucleotides. RefSeq names its product guanylate kinase 1b (gene guk1b). Lineage: Eukaryota; Metazoa; Chordata; Actinopteri; Characiformes; Serrasalmidae. Gene Ontology annotation, molecular function: GMP kinase activity. The coding region runs from base 1 to 594 and encodes 197 amino acids. Gene Ontology annotation, biological process: purine nucleotide metabolic process. The record is from RefSeq and is a predicted model, not a curated record. Gene Ontology annotation, cellular component: cytosol. The transcript is spliced from 7 exons.